Molecule: messenger RNA, 936 nt
Organism: Neomonachus schauinslandi (Hawaiian monk seal)
Lineage: Eukaryota; Metazoa; Chordata; Mammalia; Carnivora; Phocidae
Product: olfactory receptor 4K3-like
Biological process (GO): G protein-coupled receptor signaling pathway
Cellular component (GO): membrane
Molecular function (GO): G protein-coupled receptor activity; olfactory receptor activity
Source: RefSeq, a predicted model, not a curated record
AUGGAGGAAGCAAAUCAGUCUGUAGUGUCUGAGUUCAUUUUUCGUGGACUUUGUGAUUCAAGGGAGCUCCAGACCUUCCUCUUACUGCCUUUUUCUAUGCUCUACCUGCUGACUGUUGUGGGCAACCUCCUUGUCAUGCUCUUAUUCAUCACGGAUCCUCAUCUCCAUUCUCCAAUGUACUUCCUCUUAGCCAACCUCUCAUUUGUGGACUUCUGCCUUUCCUCAGUAACUACCCCUAAACUGACCACAGACUUCCUAAAGGAUAAUAAGACCAUCUCCUUUGGCAGCUGCAUGACCCAGAUCUUCGGUGUGCAUUUUUUUGCAGGGGGAGAGAUGGUACUGCUGGUGACAAUGGCCUAUGAUCGUUAUGUGGCCAUCUGCAAGCCACUCCAUUACUCUAGCAUCAUGGACAGACAGUGCAUCUGGCUAGUUUUGAUAUCAUGGAUCAUUGGCUUUGUGCAUGCCAUGAGCCAACUAGCCAUGAUUUUAGAGCUGCCCUUCUGUGGACCCAGAAUAGUGAACAGUUUUUUCUGUGAUAUCCCUUUGGUGAUUAAACUGGCCUGCAUGGAUACAUAUACUCUGGGAAUGUUGAUAAAUGCUGACAGCGGGAUCUUGGCAACAACUUGCUUCAUUCUCUUACUGAUCUCCUACACCUAUAUCCUAGUGACUGUUCGCCUUCACUCUAAGGAUGGAGCAUCAAAGGCACUCUCUACCUGUACUUCCCACAUCACAGUGGUGCUGCUAUUCUUUGGACCCUGCAUCUUCAUCUAUCUGUGGCCACUCAACAUUACUUGGGUGGACAAGUUUCUGGCUGUGUUUUACACAGUAAUCACACCUCUCCUGAAUCCAGCCAUUUAUACACUGAGAAAUAAAGAGAUUAGGAAUGCCAUAAAGAGACUGACAAAUCAGCAUAUGGAUUCACAGGAUAAUUUUUAG